Messenger RNA from Larimichthys crocea (large yellow croaker), 3800 nucleotides. Its product is annotated as kiaa0930. NCBI's taxonomy places the organism in Eukaryota, Metazoa, Chordata, Actinopteri, Sciaenidae. The transcript has 10 exons. The record is from RefSeq and is a predicted model, not a curated record. Bases 321 to 1586 code for a protein of 421 amino acids.
GACAGAUCUGUCCGUAACACCGGCCCGUGUCUCUUUAAGAGCCUCGUGUUGUUACAGGAAGUGUGAGGGGUGUUUCCAGCUGAUCUGCACAACAGAAGGACCGUGAGUCCGAGCGCGGCUCAGUCCGACCGACCCGCUCCGCUCCUCGGCUUCCUCAGCCCAGCGGCCCCCGGCAGGUCUGCAGCCCGAACACUGAGCAUCUUAUCGGGGAUUGAGUCCAGGUGUCCUCCGCUCUCUUUCACCUCCAGCCGCCUCUCAGCUGCCGUGAACCGGAGCCGUCGGUAGCUGUCAGCCCGGACUGUCAUGAUCCCGGCCCGGAGAUGGCGUCCUUCCCCGGUUUGUGUAAGACUGUCAGGCCCGCGGAGGAGGAGAACGGAGAGCUGGACGGAUCCCUGCAGCAGAUGCUGAAGGCCAUCGCCGACGAGAGGAACCGACUGAACAUCCGGCAGGAGAUCAGCGGACUCGGUUGUUUUAAGGAUGACCGCAUCGUGUUCUGGACCUGGAUGUUCUCCACGUACUUCAUGGAGAAGUGGGCUCCUCGGCAGGACGACAUGCUGUUCUACGUCCGCAGGAAACUCGCCUACGUCAGCGCCGACAACACCGAGGGCAAAAAGGUGGAGGUGGAGGUUUACAGGAGAGACUCCAAGAAGCUGCCGGGCCUCGGUGACCCAGACAUCGACUGGGAGGAGAGCGUCUACCUGAACCUCAUCCUGCAGAAGCUGGACUACGUGGUGACGUGUGCCGUCUGCACGCGCUCAGACGCAGGAGACAUCCACAUCCACAAGAAGAAAUGUCAGGAAGUGUUUGCGUCUCCCAGCAAACACGCCAUGGACAGCAAAGGAGAGGAGUCCAAGAUGAGCUACCCCAACAUCUUCUUCAUGAUCGACAACUUUGAGGAGGUGUUCAGUGACAUGACGGUGGGCGAGGGGGAGAUGGUCUGUGUGGAGCUGGUGGCCAGCGACAAGAGCAACACCUUCCAGGGAGUCAUCUUCCAGGGCUCGAUCCGCUACGAGGCCCUGAAGAAGGUCUACGACAACCGGGUGAGCGUCGCGGCUAAGAUGGCCCAGCGGAUGUCGUUUGGUUUCUACAAGUACAACAACAUGGAGUUUGUGAGGAUGAAGGGGCCGCAGGGCAAAGGUCACGCUGAGAUGGCCGUCAGCAGGGUGCCGACAGGUGACACCUCGCCCUGCGGCACCGAGGAGGACCAGGUGUCACCUCUGCACGAGAGGGUGACGUCCUUCAGCACGCCACCGACUCCAGAGAGAAACCGUCCCUCGUUCUUCUCGCCAUCGCUGAGGAGGAAAGUUCCCCGAAACCGAAACGCAGAGAUGAAGAAGUCUCACUCCGCCAACGACAGCGAGGAGUUCUUCAGGGAGGAGGAAGACGAAGACCUUCACACCGCCACUAACCUCCGCUCUCGCUCGCUGUCCGGUACCGGACGCUCGCUGGUCGGCUCCUGGCUCAAACUCAACCGGACCGAAGAUUACUUCCUGCUCUACUCGCACCUGACCUACGUCACCCUGCCGCUGCACCGCAUCACCACAGACAUCCUGGAGGUGAGGCAGAAGCCGAUCCUGAUGACAUAGCAGAGCUGGAUCAGCAUCACUACCAAGUGCCUCCUGCAUCGGGCCCCUGAGACUACAGCAGCGCCCCCCGGUGUCCACACCGAGACCACCACCCACCCUGAGACCAGUCAGAGGAGACGCCAAACCAACCAGCCAUCCGAGAAGUGCCUCUUCUUCUUUUCAGUUCCUGCUGCGUCCGAGGUCGUCUCCACGGAAACGGGGCCCGGCGACGGGAUCACAUGACCUCGGUGUGAAACGGCACUGGCUGAACUCUGACCGGGAAGUGAAGACUGAGCGUUUUGUUGUAAAUAUCCUGCUGCUUUACUCACUGAGACGCCUCGACUGACCCGACACGGUUCUGUUUUUAAAACGUCUACGACCACGUGACAGGAAACGCUUUUCUACGACAGGAAGUGGUCGUAAACGCCGGAUUCACUCCUGACAGCAGACGUGACAUCAUCAACCAGCCGCUCCACUUCUUUUUAUUCACUAAUUAACACUUGUUUUUCUUAAUUACUCGUCAUAACUUUGGUUCUGGAAGAGAAGCACACGAGAAUCUGUCAGCAGCUGUUUAAAGACUCAGAGUUUCUUUUUAUGGAUCAAUAAACCAAAACACGAGUCAGCGCUUCAGUUUGAACUGGAACCGAGUUUAAAAUCGUCUCAACAGUUCAGACGACUUCAGGAGGUCGAAGAACGCCGAGAAGAAAACUGAAGUUAAUAAAUGUAAACAGAGAAAUGUUCAAACGCUCUGACAGCUCGUUAGUCUGAAUCAGCUCGUUAAAGACUCUUCUUCUUCUUCUUCUUCUUCUUCUUCUUCUUCUAGUAACAGCCAAAAAGUUUUUAUUUCAAGUUUUUCACUUUCUUUGGAUUUCGACUCGUCUCGUCGACCUGAGUGGAUCGUCGUCGUGUUUGAUUGGUCGACUCUUCACCUCCACGUUAAAAACAAACGAUCACAAUAAUCCAGCUUCAACUUUUUACGGCUUUUAUUGAAAAAACUGCGACUCACAAACUGGAAGUGACUUGAAAAAAAACAAAGUGUUGUCGUGACGACGAUUAAAGGGAAAUCUCUGCAGGAACAGGAAGUGACCUCACUGGUUGGACGGUGUUUGUUUCCUCUCUGUGCUCCUGAAGCCUUAAACUCUGCGUGACUUUAAUGUUUGUUCACUUCAAGAUGAUUCUUCUUCUUCUUCACGUGAGAAACGUUUCAUGAAUCGAGUCUUAACAGGAAACUUUCACAUUGAGAAGAAAACAAACGAACUCAAACGUCACAGACGCGUGAAACCUGAAUUAUUAGAUUUAGAUUUGAGUUCAUCAGACCGAGUCGAUGAUUGUUGGAAACGUUCGAUGUUACAUUUCUGUGUUUUUGUCAUUUUCACAUUAUCACACUCAGAAUAAAAACCUGAACGUGUCUGAGGCAAAAACAAACUUUAACCCACAAAUAUUGAUCGUCUCGUUAAGGUCACCUGUGGCUCGUUAGGGUCACCUGUGGCUCGUUAGGGUCACCUGUGGCUCGUUAGGGUCACCUGUGGCUCGUUAAGGUCACCUGUGGCUCGUUAGGGUCACCUGUGGUUCGUUAAGGUCACCUGUGGCUCGUUAGGGUCACCUGUGGCUCGUCAAGGUCACCUGUGGCUCAGGUGUAAGUUCAGUUUAGACUUUCACUCCACAUUAAAGUUCUAAUAUAACUUAUUAUAAUAUUACAACUUUUUAUCGUGAAACUGCGACUUAUUUCUCAAAUUGUUGAAGCUUCAUGUCUGAAUAAUUCCAACGUGCUUUGGGAAAAGUAUUUAAACUGGUUUAGUUACACGAUAAAUUAAUAGUUUGAAUUUUGAUUUAAUCUGAUUUAAAUUUUGCAAAUCUGAAAAAAUCGUUAGUUUCUGAAACUUUGAUUUAUAUGUGAGAAUCUUUUCACGAAGUUUGAUCACAGUCGAUCAGCUGUUCUGUUUUUGAUUUCACUGAAGCCAUCGUGGAUCAAAGUCUGUCAGUGUUUGUGUCGUGUUGACUCUUCAGUGUUCGAGGCUGAAUGUAUCCUCGCUGAUCGAUCAGACGGCUUUAACUGAGGACGACUGUUUGCACUGUAAAACGCUUUUAGAACCUUUUUGAAACGUUUAAAGAACGUUCUGUUCUCGUCACGGCUUUUGUACACGGACUCACCUCACGUGCAUGUUGCCAUCAGACUUGUUACGUAGUGUCGACCUGUGUGUUCAGUUAUUUAUUCAAAUACACGUUAGCAGAAAA